AUGGCUUCUUCUUCUUCAGUUGGUGUUGGCAACCAGAGCAUGAUGGCCAUGCUAAUCUCACUGACUGUGAUGCUCCUAAUCUCACCCGCGCAUUCCCUCACCUGCAACUCCCAGUCCUUCACCAACAGAAAGCUCUACACUCAAUGCGCCGACCUCCCCACGCUCAGCGCCUACCUUCACUGGUCCUACGACUCCGCCAACUCCACCAUCGCUGUCGCCUUCGUCGCACCUCCUGCCAAGCCCGCCGGGUGGGUUGCAUGGGCCAUCAACCCCACCGGCACCGGCAUGGAGGGCGCGCAGACGCUCUUGGCCUACAAAACCGCCUCCGGCGCCAUGGCUGUCAAGACGUUUAACAUCAGUGGCUACACCGGCGACGCCAUUGUCCCCGGAAAACUCGCGUUUGACGUCUGGGACACGGCGGCGGAGUCGUCCGGAGACGCGUUCCGGUUGUUUGCGAAGGUGAAGGUGAAGACUGGGCAGGUGAACCAUGUAUGGCAGGUCGGGCCGGCGGUGACGGAUACUGGGUUUCCGGCGAAGCAUGCUUUUGAUGAUGGGAAUCUUCAGGCCAAAGGGACUCUCACCUUGACCGGAAGUAAUGCCGGUGUCACAGCCACCACCGGAGCCGAUUCCAAGCUGAAGAACAGGAAUAUUCAUGGGAUUCUGAAUGCUGUGAGUUGGGGGUUUUUGUUUCCAUUGGGGAUGGUCAUAGCAAGGUACAUGAGAGUCUUUCCGUCUGCCGAUCCUGCAUGGUUUUAUCUUCAUGUAUCCUGCCAAUUAUCUGCUUAUGCCAUCGGCGCCGCUGGCUGGGCCACCGGAAUGAAGCUUGGAAGAGCUGAGUACAUUCUACACCGCAACAUCGGAAUUACCCUCUUCAGCUUUGCAACUGUGCAGAUGUUUGCAUUGUUCUUGAGACCUGCUAAGGAUCACAAGUACAGGCUCUUCUGGAACAUCUACCAUCACGGCAUUGGCUAUUCAAUUCUCAUCCUUGGCAUUGUCAAUGUGUUCAAAGGCUUAGACAUACUGAACCCUGAUAAGCAUUGGAAAUCCACUUACAUUAUUGUCAUCUCGGUGUUGGCUGGGAUUGGCGUACUCCUGGAAGCAGUCACUUGGGUUGUUGUACUGAAGAGAAGGUCAGGCAAGUCCGCCACAUAUGAUGGAUGAGUCGACAGUCGACAAGGAAGAUGGAGGUCUCCCAUUGCAGAUAUACUGAUCUUGUAAUAUCCCUGUGGCCUUACUUUGUUCAUCUUCCAUCUCUUGCUUGUAUAAUGGAUUCAUUUAUUUAGGACUCUUAUUUAGUAUAUACCUUAUGGUGUCCAAUUUUUCACAUGCUUAUCCAUGGCUUCAAUUCCUUGGUUAGUGUGAUGUUACUUCUAGUAUUGCUGCGAGUAAUUUGAUUUCUCUGUUACAACCCUA
Molecule: messenger RNA, 1413 nt
Organism: Argentina anserina (silverweed cinquefoil)
Lineage: Eukaryota; Viridiplantae; Streptophyta; Magnoliopsida; Rosales; Rosaceae
Product: cytochrome b561 and DOMON domain-containing protein At3g25290-like
Exons: 3
Coding region: 1-1161 (386 amino acids)
Source: RefSeq, a predicted model, not a curated record